AUGACUUCAAAUAUUGUCGGGUCAAUCAAUUCAGCAAUCAAAGUUGCAAGAAUACUACCCAUUACUGCAAUGAUGGAGUGCCUUAGAAGUUUGGUACAAAAAUGGGUAUGGAAAAAUGGAAAUGAAGAUAAUGGAACAUUCACACAAGUAUCAUCAGAGGCUGAAGCUGUGCUUAGAGAAAUUUUUCUUAGUGCAAUGACAUAUGAGGUAUCACCAAUCAACACCAUAUUGUAUCAAUUAAAGGUACAAGACAAAUUGAACUUUCUUGUAAACCUACUAGAUGAAACAUACGAAUGCAACAGGUUCCAACAAGAUGAAAUACAAUGUGCACAUGCAAUAGCGGUAUUUGCAAAAAGAGGACUAAAGAUUUAUGAUUAUUUUGCUGAUUAUUACAAAACAACAACAAUGAAAGCAACAUAUGAAUAA
Messenger RNA from Humulus lupulus (European hop), 426 nucleotides. RefSeq lists its product as uncharacterized. The transcript is spliced from 2 exons. The record is from RefSeq and is a predicted model, not a curated record. The coding region runs from base 1 to 426 and encodes 141 amino acids. NCBI's taxonomy places the organism in Eukaryota, Viridiplantae, Streptophyta, Magnoliopsida, Rosales, Cannabaceae.